CAUUAUGCUAGAGUUUCAUAUCUGAAGUGAGUAUUAUAGUGGAGGAAAGUGUCAAGUGACGUGUUUGUAGAUUAUUAACAAAGGAAGUAAUGAUAAAAUGACUCCCUGUAUGUAUUUAGUAUGGAUUCUUUUUAAAUACGUACAAUUCAUUGAGUGAAAUAUUGUGAUAAUGGAAGCAGAUUACCAAACAAAGUUGAGUCCGUCACGAACUUUGACAGCCACCCAUAAUGAUCAUGAGGAUCCGUAUCCCAGUUUGUCCGACUACCAUGACUAUGAACCUAAUUUGGAAUUUGAUGAUACAGAACUUCAACAUGCAACGGUCACCAGUGACAUGGAAGAGAAAACUGAAGCCAGUGGUUUGGAUUACCUUGAAUCUCCUGUAUCAGAUGGUACCAUUGAAGAGAACUUUGAAGAGGAGUUGGUUAAUGCUCCAGUAAUUGCAACAGGAGUAGAUAGUCUGUCUUAUCCUUUUGUUGAUGAUGAAAUGGAGGAAGAUUUCUCAGAAGUUGCCAAAUAUGGAAUUGUGGAAGUUGUAGGAGAUGACACAUAUGGCCGAAAAGUGAUUGUUGUUUCAGCUUGUAAGCUGCCUGGGAACAAAGUAUUGGAUCAUGCACUUUUAUUAAGGUACCUGAUGUAUACAUUGGAUAAGUUUGUUGAGGAAGACUACAGCCUUGUAUACUUUCAUUAUGGCCUCACAAGCAAGAACAAGCCCCCACUCUCCUGGUUGUGGCAAGCAUACCGAGCGUUUGACCGCAAGUACAAGAAGAAUCUUAAAGCAUUGUAUCUAGUCCAUCCAACCAAUUUUAUAAGAGUGGUAUGGCAAAUCUUCAGAGCAGCAAUCAGUGCAAAAUUUGGUCGAAAGGUUAUGUACGUAAAUUAUCUUCAUGAAUUGAAGCAGCAUCUUCAUUUAGAUCAGAUCAGCAUACCACAGCCUGUUCUGGAGCAUGAUGAGCGUCUCUUACAGAAAACCAGCCGAGUGGUACAAUUACCAUCAGUACCUCAACAAAACGCCAAGUUUCAUACCCCUAUACAGACACAACAGUUUGGUGUCUCACUUCAGUUUAUCAAAGAUAACAAUAAUGGAGAAGUGAUUCCACCAGUAGUAAGACAGUGUGUGGAGUUUCUCAGUCAACCAGAUGCUCUGGAAACAGAGGGAUUAUUCCGAAGAUCAGCAAGUGUCCAGCUUGUGAAAGAGCUGCAAUCUAAAUACAACCAGGGUCAGCCAGUGGAUUUCCAUGGUGAUGUUCAUCUUGCAGCUGUUCUUCUAAAGACAUUCUUGCGAGAGCUAGAGGAACCACUUAUGACCUUUGAUCUCUAUGAUGAAAUAACACAGUUCCAGAGUAUGUCAAAAGAAGAGCGACCACGUCAAGUUAAGAUAUUAAUCUUAGAAAAGCUUCCUGAAGAUAACUACCAGAUUUUGAAAUAUAUUGUACAAUUUCUUUCUAAGGUAAUGGACCGAAGUGACUUGAACAAAAUGACUUCAUCCAAUCUUGCUGUUGUGUUUGGACCUAAUCUGGUAUGGGCACAAGCUGGUCAACUUUCAUUAUCUGCCAUUGGUCCUAUUAACAUGUUCACUGACUUUGUUUUAACACAUCAGGACCAGAUCUUUAUUAUUUAACUUGUUGAUCAAGGUAUGUCUGAGUCUCUUCCUCUCUUUCUGUGCAGAUAUGGUAAAAAGAGUUGACUAACUGAAGAUCUAAUAUAUAUACUUUAUGUUAGUACUGUAAUAGCAAAGAGACUGCAGUCAACUGAAUUAGUAAUGAAAGUUUGAAGAGGGUAAGGUGAGCACUAUGUCAAGAAUAAAUAUUAAGUGAUUGAUGGCAGGGACUAAUAUUUCUUGCAACUUACACAACAAAAAUGUGAUCUGAAGGUUGAGAUUCAUAGUUGAAAAAUAAGACGUGAAUAUUUUAGCAAGAAAUUUUGUAUAAUGGAUUAUUAUAUUGAAGAGUCUAGUUGUAUAGCAGAUUAUGAAUACCAAAGAAUUGCCAGAGGCAAAGUCUAUGAACUCCAACUUGCAAGUUGAUGUAGCAUUUGUAAUUAAUUAUUGUGCAGAACAUCAUAACUCAGAGCAUUUAAUACUUUGUAUAUAACUGAAAAUUCUGCAGCCACUUCCAAAGAUGAUAUUUUCUUUCAGUAGUAAAAUGGCAUAUCUUGAAGUGUUGGUGUGUUAUUGUGACUAUGCCAUUGAGCUUACACAAUGAAAUUCGAGAUUAAGUGUGCUAAUGAAAUUUUCAGAUAUAUUAGAAACUUGAGUAUCUGUUCCAGAGAUCAGUUAUCAGAAAUAUGAAAAAAUAUGAAAAAUUUGUAAUGGUACAGGUAAUAAUGUUUCCGUUAAGCCUACAAAUAAGCUGUGUUCUCUCAUGUACGUCUUUCAUUUGCUGUCAUUUUUCUGGAAUUUCAUAUAGAUUUUACUAUUCAGCAUCAGUGUAUUGUCUGAAGGAAGUGUAAUGUUUAAAUCUGUUGGAGUUUGUUGUUGGCCUCUUUAUAUGUAAUAUCAGGAUGUCUGAAAUAGUAUUUUUUUAUUUUUUUUCUCAGAAAGUACCAUUGCCUGUAUCUUUUUGUAUGUAUGUGACUUUAAAUCUGUUACAGAAAUGAAAGCCCAGUGCUCGAAAUUAUGGUCACACAGUUCAGCAUUUGUAGCUUGUUCUUAGACUUAUGCCACAUAUAACUUAUUUGUAAUAUGAACAACUUCAGUAAUGUGAUGUGCCCAUACUUCAUUUCUAUAAUUUGGAACCUUGCUGCUUGCAAUAUAUAUCAGUAAAUAUGGACAUAUCUUGUUUCCUCUCAUUUUCAAAGACCCUUUGAAUUGAAGGUCUCGUAAAUCGCUAUGGAUUAGAUUAUAUUGGAGCCCAAGAUGGGCUACGUAAGCUUCUGGGUAGAAUUAUGAGUUAGCUUACAUUCACAUCUCUGACAAUUACAAUUUUAUCUUAUUUAUUUUAAACCCCAGUAUCUCAAGACGUUAUCUCCAGAUUCUACUCCCCCUCCUGAGGUGUGUUUCAGUAUAAUUUGAUGAAAAGCUACAUUUGACUGGCCAAUCAGUAAAUGGCAUGUGUGCUGGAGGACAGCAGUAUACUUGAACAGUUUACAUUUUGUGUGCUGCUGUCCAUGUAAUGUGAAAGAAUUGUGCUGGAAUUUUACGUAUAUGUCUCUUAUGAACUGGAGUGCUUAAAUCUGUCCUUUUAUACUGUAAACAUUAGAAUUAUUGAAAUGCCAUUUGGAUUAUCCAGAAACAUCAGAUAGUGAUGAAACACAAAAUUUUUUCAUUAAUUAUCUUAGAAGAUUUGAUAUUUUC
Molecule: messenger RNA, 3292 nt
Organism: Cryptotermes secundus
Lineage: Eukaryota; Metazoa; Arthropoda; Insecta; Blattodea; Kalotermitidae
Gene: RhoGAP68F
Product: rho GTPase-activating protein 1
Exons: 9
Coding region: 170-1618 (482 amino acids)
Biological process (GO): negative regulation of endocytic recycling; small GTPase-mediated signal transduction
Cellular component (GO): cytoplasm
Molecular function (GO): GTPase activator activity
Source: RefSeq, a predicted model, not a curated record